UCGGGGGUCAAAGUGUGCAUGUGUCAUCUGGCUGGCCUACCGUCAUGGAUCUGUUGGUGCAGCGGUACGUUGCUGCGAUGGUGUUGAGCGGCGUCGGAGAUGCGCUCGGCUUCCGUAAUGAGCGUUGGGAGUUCUGUACCAGCGGUCAGAAGAUUCACGAGGAGCUGCAGGAGCUGGGUGGACUCGGUCGCAUUAAUGUGUCUGGCUGGAGGGUCAGUGAUGACACAGUUAUGCACUUGGCCACAGCCAGGGCCCUGACGGCCAGCCCGGUGUUGGAGAAAAACCUGCAGCAGCUUUACAGCAAACUGGCUGCUGAAUACCGGGAGAGCAUGAGCGACAUGACAGAGAGAGCACCAGGUUUAACUUGCAUGAAUGCAGUCAUGUCACUGAGGCCAGAUCAUUCUGACGGCUGGAAGAUCCCUUUCAAUCCUAAAGGAGGUGGAUGUGGUGCAGCAAUGAGGGCUAUGUGCAUUGGACUGCGAUUUCCUCAUCCCAAUGAGUUACAGACGCUGAUUGAAGUAGCUGUCGAGAGUGGCCGAAUGACUCAUCAUCAUCCCACUGGCUACCUGGGCUCAGUAGUUGCAGCUUUGUUCACAGCUUAUGCGGUGAAUAACAAACCUGUAGAAAGCUGGGGAGCGGGCCUAAUGGAGGUGUUGGAGAAAACAAAGAACUAUGUAGAGAAUGCUGGGCACUAUGCUGCUGAAAAUCUGGCUGAAUGGUCCUACUUUGAAAACCAUUGGAAGAAGUACCUUGAGGAUAGAGGCAUUCUGGAUGGGAUAUCCAUGCCAACUUUCCCAGUGCCAUACGGUGUGAUUGAACGUGACGAGUUCUAUACCUCUGUUAGCUAUUCUGGCUGGGGUGGGGCAAGUGGACAUGAUGCACCCAUGAUUGCUUAUGAUGCAAUCCUGGGUUCAGGCAAUUCCUGGAAAGAGCUUUGUAAUCGAGCAGUUUUCCAUGGGGGUGAUAACGAUUCUACUGGUGCUAUAGCUGGGGCCUGGUGGGGGGCAAUUUAUGGAUUUGAUGGAGUUCCUAAAUCCAACCACAAGCAUUUGGAAUAUAGGAGCAGCUUGAAGUUGCUAGCAGAGAAAUUGUUUGAGUUAAGCCAUCCAGGUUCUUGCUCAUCACAAAAGGGUGAGAUGAAAUGCAGUUUUUCUUAGCUCCACUAUUUUAAAUUAUACACUUUUUUUCUGAUUUUUGUUGUUGGAAUGCAGCUUCCUGUACUUGAACUGUAAUCUCUUUAAAGAUCAUUAAUUAUUGUGUUAUGAAUUUUUCUUUGGUUCCAUUUUACUUGACUAUUAUCCCCCCCAUCAUCUGUUAGAUGCUCUUCCUAUUAACUAAAACCAUCUGGGCUCAACUUUAUUUGCAGCUGUAAAUAUCUCAGCGGGAGACAACAACAGUGACUGGGGUGAGAUAUGUCUCGGGUUUUCAGUUGUAAAAGCAACAGACACCCAGGUGGUGGUGGUGGGUUGGGGUACAAAAGGCAGUGACAUUUUGGGGUAGAGGCAUCCUUUUAAGAAAAUGUCUUAAAAUUCUGUAAUCCUUGCUGAUUUGUGACUUAAAUACAGAUUAUUUUCUCUCUAUUUGAAGACUAAGACA
Molecule: messenger RNA, 1596 nt
Organism: Stegostoma tigrinum
Lineage: Eukaryota; Metazoa; Chordata; Chondrichthyes; Orectolobiformes; Stegostomatidae
Product: ADP-ribosylhydrolase ARH1-like
Exons: 3
Coding region: 45-1157 (370 amino acids)
Biological process (GO): protein de-ADP-ribosylation
Molecular function (GO): magnesium ion binding; ADP-ribosylarginine-[protein] hydrolase activity
Source: RefSeq, a predicted model, not a curated record